CGUCGUGUGUCCUACGCAGUUCAGGCCUUCGUGUUUAACCCAUUUCCUCUUUGUAUGUGUGUGGGUUCUGUUAAAAAAACCCCAACUCUCUCUCUCUCUCUCUCCCCUGCCAUUGGGUAGACGAAGAAGCACUGAAACCGGCAGAAAGAGAGCAGUUGGUUGGAGGCUUCAACUGUCAGCUUGCUUGAGAGAGCUCUUGAGCUAAUUUCGUGAAAACUAGGAGGACAGCUUUUUAUUUGCUCCUCAUCUUUAUAAGCAGCACACAAUAUGGCAAUGUAUAUUCGUGUGAAGCGUCAUAAGACAACUUAUUUUCUGCAAUGCGACCCAACUGAGACAAUUCUAGAUGUGAAGCAAAAGCUGCAUUCUUUAAUUGACCAUGUGACUAGUAAUCAGCGGUUAAUUCUCCUUGCGACCGGAGAAACACUGGAUGAUAACAAAACAUUGGCUGAGCAGAAGGUUGAAAAUGAUGCAAUUGUAGCCUUAACUCUGCGGAAAGACAACAAUGAAUUUGAGGAGGUUCACAUUGAAAAGCCAGAAGAUGUUGGCAACUCUCCUGAACCAGACGUCUCCUUGGGCUAAAGAUUGUUCCAAAUGCAUCCUCGUUCUGAUACACAACUAUUUCGAAUGCAGUUGACACCAUCGGUGUUUUUGGACUUGCCGCAGAGCUACAAGUAUGUGGAAGUCUAUAGGUCAUGAGACCUUUUGAUUGGUAGAAAGUCUGAAAAUCUUAGAAGAAACGCAGCUGUUAGUUACUGUAACAUGAAGGUCUGCAAGUGUCAAGAUCUUCUAUUUUCACGGAAGAAGACAAUCUCUUUUAGUGCUAAUAAUGCAUUAUCGUUCUUGAAAAUUUGCUCUCACGGUAGCAA
Nymphaea colorata (pocket water lily) is the source of this 866-nucleotide messenger RNA. RefSeq lists its product as uncharacterized. The transcript is spliced from 5 exons. Lineage: Eukaryota; Viridiplantae; Streptophyta; Magnoliopsida; Nymphaeales; Nymphaeaceae. The record is from RefSeq and is a predicted model, not a curated record. Gene Ontology annotation, molecular function: protein binding. Bases 268 to 579 code for a protein of 103 amino acids.